CACGAUCCUGGAGAGGGCUUCUAUCAAGGGCUGCAACAUCACCCUCACCGUGGUACCACAUGCGGAACCCUGUCAUGCUUAAGAACUAGCAGAGGGUCCGAGCAAAGAUUGACCUGAGAUGAUGAUACUCCUUACUGCUUCUUGUAUCCCGUAAUUACGGAUUAUGAUGAAGACUAGCGGUUCAUUACACCCAGAGAAGAGUAUUCUGUAUGUCCAAUGACGAUUGAUGUCUUCCACAUGUUGGUAUUGGUUCAUUGUCAGAAACCAUCAGAGCUAUUGCUUCUUAUGACAUGGGCAACGAUCAUGCACCACCUUUCCGAUUUCGCAACGCGGCUUUGCUUCCGACUAAAUGAUCGACCCUCAGAGACCCAUCAUAUGCAGCAACGUUGAGGCUUUUUCUAUGGUUUUUGACCACGAGGCUCUCGGAUUCAGGCACAGACAAAGGAAAACCUUUUGAGCUUUUGAUGGGGACGAUCAAUAUAGUACCCAGUCACGAGCCACGCCUUAUAAUCGUCUUCAACAUUUCCACACGCACACUCACUGCAUCCACUGGUGCAUCUACCGAUACAGAAAAAAUGGUCUAGGCCAUUAUUGACUGCUGCAACAUACCUGAAUUUCCUCUUCUUUCUUUUCUGGUAUUGUCGAUGCCCCUUGAGACACCCUCUUCGGGUCAUCGAGGCUGGGCGCCACACAUCGCACUUUGCCUCCCGGCGUUUCCAGACGCCAGGCUGCCACACCCUGUAUGAGAGAAGCGGCAUGGCGUCGUGGAAAGGAUGUUGAAUGUUCCGGGUCCUUCUUCAUAUCUGUCGCUGAAGCCGCCACUAGAUUUCGGGGACUGUGCAAGCGGGUGCUGAUCUUGGCGGCGCUAUACCGGCUUCUACCAUUGUUCCAUCUACUAGACAUGUCAAAGUCUUGGUUGUUGCACCGAGACGAUUGAUGAGUUCCCUCAGCCUGGGCGCUGGAACUUCAUUCCAAUGAUGGGGCCAUGAUGAAUUAUGCCAUUACUUUGGGCAGUGAUCCAGAACCACGGAUGACUGCAUUUGGCAGAAGUGAGACGUCUGUCUUUCAGCUUGUCACUGCAGUUAAAAUUUGUUCCAAACGGUGAUAGCAUUAGAAAACAAGCUGCCGAACUUUGCAAAGUCCGUUCCUGGGCGUGGGACAUCUGGAGUGAGUAUAAGGGUCUGAAGGAAAGGGUGCAACAAUCGAUGCACGCUCAUGCGGGUGUGCCCAGAAGGCCAGAGGCUGGAGUUGGUGUGGGUGGGCUUCUCUUGGAGACUCAGCUCAUUGCUUUCGAUUGGAUAUCAGCUGGGCUAGCCUGCUCUCCUCCGUAGGUAGCCAUGAGUGUCAUCCCCAUCCCCAUUCUAUCUCCAUGGACUCCUUGCUAGCUAUGCCCCCAAAUUUCCAACCCCGGCGCAUGGAUCCAGUUGAUAUUGAUCGUAUCGGAUUCCUUGCAGUUCCAGAAAAAGAAAUCAGUCCUGCCAGCAGCUUGCCGGGCUUCUUUCUCUCCUCUCCUCCUGUCUUUCUCUCUGUCUUUUUCGAGACCUUCUAUCAACAGUACCUUGCAACUUUCCUAUCCUUACACAUAACCAUUGACUCGGGUUUAGCUAGAGCGUCUUUGCUCCCUACCUUUCGUGCAACCACUGUCACUACCGAUCAGCAGGUACAUUCCCGUCUGUUCUUUCACAGUGCAUAGAAGCUGUUUUCUGGCGCUCAGCACUUUACCUACUUCGACCGCCACUCGCCAAUCUUUUUUUUCGGCCCUGUCCUGAACUGAAAGCUCUCCCCGCUCGUUCCCACGUAGGUGUCAUUGCUAGCAGCAACCCUGACGAUUCGUCGGUUGCGCAUUACUGGACGGGACAGCUUCGACUCCAGGGUUGAACCAAACCUAACUAAGACUUGUUCAUUAAGACAGCCAAAUCGUUUGAUCAUCGCGGCAUCGCCGAGCUGUAUCGAACGCUAUCAAGAAUCUGUCCAGUGUUUCGUCUAUCUUGACGUCUCUGCGGUGGUUUUGCCCUUUGUCCGAGCAACCUAUCAUCUGGCCGAGGUGCCAAGAUAGACUCAGCGACAAAUCUCGCCUUCCCCCCCCCCCCCCCCGCCUUCUAGAAGGUGGACGUGAGCCCUGAAAAGGCCCCUAUGCGAGGCUGAUCAGCAGCAACUAUCCUAACCAGGGUGUCACCUAAAACCAACACUAACCUUAGUGACCGACCUCCCUAAAGCACUUGGCUUGGGGUUUGAGAAGCUUGUGGUCUUGGCCAGUCUAAUUCAACCAACGACCAAGAAGAACCUGGCGGGCCCAGCUGCAAAUCGCCGUUCUUGUCUGGGCUAUUACCACAUCCCAUUCUGUCGUUCGUUCGCCAGCCAGUCUUCUCCUGUCACCUUUCUCUUUUCCAAGCGAGGCGACACUGCGCAUUUCGCCUACCAACGCCGGGAAGCGCUUGAACAGACUUGAGCUGAGUUGAGCUGCGCUGCGCGACAUCAACCCACUGACUCGUUUCUGCGCCCUGAGAAUGAGGUAAGCUUUUUAAAGACUUCACUCUGCACAGUCCAUUCCGCGCCCAUUGAUCGCAUUGUAUCGCAUCACGUCGCAAGUGCCUGUCUCAUGCACAGUAUGGUACAUACAUAUCUCUUUAAAGACCGGCUUCGAUCCCGACUCCGCUACCACUCUCCAUCGCCUCCUCCCCCGUUGUCUCUCGGCUUGUGAUCCACAGUCUCGCAUCCGCGAUACCGUCUCUGUCUUCCCUUUACAAAGCUUUACCUUACCUCACCUCACCUUACUCUUUUCCUUUCCUGCGUUGUCGUCUCAAAGUUCAGCCGCUACACACCCUCAUUUCCUCACACCCCCAUCGGCCGGCCUUGUGUUCACCCUCCUACCUACUUCACUUUCCUUGCCUACAUCUACCUUAUGUACUCCAUCCUUUAACCACCCCGUUUCCUUCCGUCCUCGCUUGUCGUUCGCUUCUCCUUGCAUCUUCUGUUUCUUCAAGAGAUAGCAAGCACUGUCGACCCUGAUCCCGGCUCGUCUGUACAUACAUGACCCUUCUUGUCGACUAAUCAUCAUGGCUACAGCGCACAUGGCCGUCAGGACUGAGACCUUCCCACAUUCGAAUCCAAUUCCCCAUAGCGAGUCAAUGGGUGCUCGCAUUAUUCCUAUACCAACUCCCACGAUCAAGAUGUCUCCUCCAAGCAACGGCGAUCCCAUGGAGAUCACAUCACCUGCGCCAUCUUCUACUGGCAACAACAACUCCGAUUCCGAUGCCAACGGCAAAUCCAACGAUCGACCCAAGAACUCUCCCGCUCCCGAUUCCAACAAUGUCGCAAACAAUAAUGCCAACAAUUCCAAUAGCAUGCCUGCCCCCCCGCCGGCUGCUGCUGCUGUACACCAGCCUAAAAUCGUACAGACGGCCUUCAUUCAUAAGCUCUACAACAUGCUGGAAGAUCCCAACAUCCAACACUUGAUUUCAUGGUCUGCGAGCGCUGAAAGCUUCGUCAUGUCGCCCUCGGCCGACUUUUCAAAAGUUCUCUCCCAAUAUUUCAAACAUACCAAUAUCUCAUCAUUCGUGAGACAGCUGAACAUGUACGGUUUUCACAAGGAACGCGAUGUUUUUCACACUGGAAACCCUGAUACAACGCUCUGGGAAUUCAAGCAUGGCAACGGCAACUUCAAGCGUGGCGACCUAGUAGGUCUACGUGAGAUCAAGCGCCGAGCCAGUCGACAUGCUUUGGUGCACCGCGAGAGCAACUAUACCAAACCUGCAGCAUCCCAGCCAGGCACUCCAGCCGAGCCCGUACCUAUCCCGCCAGACAGUGCUGAUGCUCGACUACUCAAUAUUGAGCAUACGCUCUUCGACUUGAGCAAUCGCCUGCAGAGGAGCGAAGAGGCAGCUCAUUAUAUGCAUGUCAAGAGCCAAGCCGCAAUGGACACUGUGAAUCGACUUCUUCACUUCAAUCAGGAGCUUUCAAGAACUAUGCUGUCUCUUGUUCCGGCUGAGAGUCCCCUCUCUCGUGAAGUCAUUACUCUACAAGGCGAAAUGCAAAGGCAGGCUGAAGUACUUCGGACACUCGACGAACCACCGCAGGAGGCACCUUAUACUGGCCGACAACAGUAUUUUGCGAAUGUCGAGAACGCCCCAGUAUCACCCAGACAGCUUGCCCAGGACGACCAGAGACGAGGCCCUGCUCUAGGCGUACCCCCCGCACGCGGCCAGAACUUUUAUAAACCACCAGUUCCUUCCAACCUAUCUAGCAGCACUCGCAGGCCAUAUGGAUCCAUCAGCGGAAGCAGUACUACGCAGUCGUCCCCGUUGCGUACAGGACCGCCUCCGCCUCCUCCUGCUCCUCAUCCUCUAUCCAAUGUUGAGACUGUUCCUGGCCCCGGCAGUCUGGCCCGUCGUCACACUGCAGCCGACAUUCGAGCCCAUGGCUGGCAACCAGCCCCCUCUCCCUUCAGCACUGGCGCACCCUCUGGAGCAUGGCCCCCCUCGCCUAGCCGUGUAGCCCCAGAAGACCAACGGAUCAGAGACUCAUUCUCAACAUACUCGUUGCAAGCUGCGUCCCAAACACACCCUCACUCGCGCCCAACAACGCCUCCACCUCCAUUUGCAAAUGGCGCUGGCGGUGGCUCUGACACUUUUGGUGGUUGGUCAUGGGGAUCUGCUGGCCGUGAGAACAAGAACCUUGCCGUGAAAGAUCACUCAGGUCCCCCUACUCGCAGGGGGAGCAUGGCUCAUAUUCUCAACCCCAGUGACACUGCCGAGCGGUCAGACGAGGAUGAGGACCCCCGAGGUGACGACGACAGGAAGCGAAAGCGAAUGCAGUAAAUCACACGUUUAACCCUGAUUUUACUGUGGAACAUUGAAACCCAAACUAUGGAUGACCAACUUUCAACACAUCAUAUAUAUGUACAUACGCAUACACGGGCUCUGUACAUGGAUACUUACUUUCCCUUCAUCGGCAUUACAUUAGGCCAUAAACAUACUUGGAUUUUGAUGGCGAAGAGACGCCUAUUUGGAGUAUAGGACAUCGGAUAGCUGGCUAGAAUACGGUCACGGAGGCUUUCUUCAUUACGAGCGCAAAGCAUAGCAGGAUACCAUGGCGGGCAUUUUGUUUAAUCCCAUGGAAAUCAUUAGUCCUCGCCAAAAGGAAGGGGGCAGAUUUCGGCACACCUAAGAGAUGGAAGUUGUAUUCUUGGGAGGAGUUGCAUGGUUGGUGCAUGUAUAUACCAUCAGAAGACAAUACUAUUCUAAGCAAGUUAAAUUUGAUCUUGUGGUCUUCCUUUUCUGCGAUA
This is a messenger RNA of Fusarium odoratissimum NRRL 54006, 5284 nucleotides long. RefSeq lists its product as uncharacterized. The record is from RefSeq and is a predicted model, not a curated record. The coding region runs from base 3057 to 4817 and encodes 586 amino acids. The transcript is spliced from 6 exons. Gene Ontology annotation, biological process: regulation of DNA-templated transcription. Gene Ontology annotation, molecular function: sequence-specific DNA binding; DNA-binding transcription factor activity. NCBI's taxonomy places the organism in Eukaryota, Fungi, Ascomycota, Sordariomycetes, Hypocreales, Nectriaceae.